UUGAAAUUGAAGAUGGCGGGAGACGGGGAUUUAAAUUUGUCUCUCAAAGAAGCGCUGUUUGAGUCUCUUAGUGCAAUUUUAAGUCCUCAACAGGACGUCAGACAGAAUGGUGAACAUCAAAUCAAAGCACUCGAGGUGACAGAAGAAUAUGGCGUGCACCUGGCAGAAUUCACUGUUGACCCUAAUGGUGCUAUGGCAGUGAGGCAGCUCUCCUCUGUCCUACUUAAGCAGUAUGUAGAAGCUCAUUGGUCGCAACAGAAUGACAAGUUCCAGGCCCCGGAGGCUAGCCCUGCUGCAAAGUCUGCAAUCCGCAACAUCCUACCAGUUGGACUGAAGGAAAGCAUCAGUAAGGUGAGAACCAGUGUUGCGUAUGCUAUAUCAGCAAUAGCUCACUGGGACUGGCCCGAAGCUUGGCCUGAACUGUUUGAUAUUCUCAUGGCUCUGCUAACCAGUGGCGACCACAAUGCAGUACAUGGAGCUAUGAGAGUGCUCACAGAGUUUUGUCGCGAGGUGACUGACACCCAGAUUUCACAGGUUGCACCUGUCAUUCUGCCAGAGAUGUACAAGAUAUUCACACAGUUUGAGAUUUUCAGUAUUAGAACGAGAGGUAGAGCAGUAGAUAUCUUCAACACAAUGGCAAAUAUGGUCUCCGCCAUGGCAGAUGUACAUAAGGGCAUAGCAAAGCAGCUUCUCUUCCCAGUUCUACCCCAGUUCACACAGGCAUUUGUAGCAGCCUUGCAAGUGCCAGAUGGCGCUACCAGCGAUAGUGGGCUCAAAAUGGAGGUCAUCAAGGCUCUCACAACUUUGGUUAAGGGAUUCCCUGGGACCAUGAUGCAAUGGAUGCAGCAGAUUCUAGCCCCAAUAUGGAAUAUACUCACCCAAAGUGUUGACAUCUAUCAACGCACAGUUGUUAAUGAUGUUGAUGAUGUUGACAACCCAGUGGAUUCAGAUGGAGAGGUGCUUGGGUUUGAGAACCUUGUGUUUGGCGUGUUUGACUUCAUACAUGCUCUCAUUGACACAAACAAAUACCGCAGUACAGUAAAGAAAGCCAUAGGGGAACUCCUGUAUUUCAUUGUGCUCUAUAUGCAAAUUACAGAAGAGCAGAUUCAAACAUGGACUGAAAAUCCCGACCAGUUUGUAGAGGAUGAAGAUGACGACACAUUUAGUUAUUCUGUUAGAAUCUCAUCACAGGAUCUCUUAUUAUCUCUUGCCAGUGAAUUCAGUAAGGAAGGGGGUCCAGCCAUAUGCCAGGCCAUAACAAGACACAUACAUGAAGCCGAGAGUGCCAAAAAUAGCGGAAAUGCAAACUGGUGGAAGAUCCACGAGGCAGCUAUGUUAACAAUGGGUAGUGUGAAGACAAUGGUAGCUGAGCAGAUACACGCUGGCACUGUACAGUUUGACAUCCACAGCUUCCUACACGAUAUCAUCCUAGCAGACUUAGACCUUCAGGUUUCCCCAUUCUUGCUGGGUCGAUGUCUCUGGACGGCUAGUAGGUUUGCUUCACUCAUGCAGCCAGAGCUGUUGCAGAGGUUCCUACAUGUUACUGUGAAAGGCCUUAAUGCAAGUCAUCCAGCAAGUGUCCGUAUAUCAGCCGUGAGAGCCAUCUAUAGUUUCUGUGAGCACUUAAAGUCAGCUGACAACCGUGGCAUACUGGUACCCUUCUUGCCCACAAUGCUAAGUGGACUGUUGGAGACUGGAGUGCAGUAUGCUGCUGAGGUCUUGGCCCUCUGUCUGGAGACCAUUGCUAUGAUUCUUUCUAUCAGCCCUGAGUUUACUGCCACUGUAGAGCAAAAGGUGGCGCCAUUUACUAUAGCAAUAUUCCUGAAGUGCAGCGGAGGAGAUGCACACAAUAUCAGUGCUAGAAAACUCAAAAACCGAAAUCCAUUGAUCGUUAGUCUCACCCAGGACAUAUUCAGUGAGUUGUCAAAGAAUGAAGGAUGUCGGGACGCGUUACUUCAGCGACUAGUUCCCACACUCACCAGCAUUCUCAAUGCCCCGAUGGCGUCCCAGACAACGCAGGGUGUACCCAUAGUUCUCCCACCUGUAGCCUUAGAUAUCUUAGAGACUUUAGUACGAAAUAGUUCAAUUCCCCUACCAGCUCUUCUUAUUACUCAAGCCUUCCCUGCUGCAAUACAAUUUAUUCUACACACUGAUGAUAACCAGUCGCUUCAAAGUGGAGGCGAUUGUAUUCGAGCAUACAUCUCAGUUGCUCUGGAACAAGUCGUCAACUGGCACGACGCAGAGAAUAAUAAUGGACUCUAUUACACUAUUCAAGUGAUCUCCAAACUUUUACAUCCAAAGACUUCUGAAUUUGCUGCUGCUUUUGUUGGUCGAUUGGUAUCAGUUUUAAUCUCAAAAAUAGGUAGUGGACUUGGUGAGAAUUUAGGUGUAAUGUUGCGAGCAGUGUUAUGUAAACUACAACAAACGGACACUUUAAGUGUAACACAGAGCUUAGUGAUGAUAUUUGCCCAUUUGGUACAUAGCCAUUUUGAUGAACUGCUAGAGUUUCUCUCCAAUGAACCUGGCCCUACCGGAAAUACUGCCUUAGAGUUUGUACUCACAGAAUGGGUCUCCAGACAGCAUCUUUUCUAUGGAGCAUAUGAGAACAAAGUCAGUACCAUAGCCCUUGCAAAGUUGCUUCUCCAUGCAAUACAGAAAAAUGACAAACGAUUCAAUGAAGAGAUUCUAGUGAAAGGGGACCCUAUUUCCUUGACAGGAAACGAAAUACGCACACGAUCCAAAGCCAGUAAAACACCAGAACAAUGGACCAGUAUACCUGUGUCAGUAAAGAUCUAUAAACUGCUCAUUAAUGAGCUGUCCACUCAGCUUGAAGAAAACUCUGGUAAUGGUGAAGAUGAUGAGUGGGAGGAGUCAGAUGAAGGCGAGGGAGAUGAUCUUGAGGAAGAAGCUGCUUUGAAUGAUCUUCUAAAGGAGUUUGCUCCCGCAUCUGCUUAUGUUGGGUUUGAUCUUAAUGAAUAUGAUGAUGAUGAGGACGAUCCUGAUACAGUUGAUGACCCAAUCAACAAAGUUAAUUUACAGACGUAUCUGACAGAGUACCUACAGGAGCUUUCUCAGCAACCAUGCUACUCACAUUUCCAGGAGAAGCAUAGUCCCCUGGAAAACCAAGUUCUCAAGCAAAUAGGCAUCAACAAUAGUUGACCUCAUUGAACAACCACUAGGUUCAAAAUUUCAUGAAUAUACAGGGUGUCCAUUCAUAAAGUCUCUACUCUUUACACAGACUUUUUAUUGGAAUUGAAAAGAGACUUUAUGGACACGCUGUAUAUCAGAUAUAGUAGGAUCACUUCAGAUAUAUAACGCUGAGGAAAGUGUGAUUUGUAUAGUUUUAUGUACUGUUGAAUUGAAUUGAAUUGAAUUGAAUUGUAUGACUGCUAAUGCUUUUUUGAGAGACAAUUAAUUGCAAUAGUGAGAUGCAUACAUGAAUGGCUUGGAUUCAUGUGUGAUAAAAUGGAUUUACUACAGAAGUAUACAUGCGUCUUAUUAAAACACCAUUGGAUAACGAAUUGGGCACAUUUAAAGGCUCUUAAUCUGGUAGUAUGAAAAGUGGGACUAAGUGUUCAAAGAGAAGUGUACUGAUUAGAGAGGUUUCUGGAUAUACAGGUUUUACUGUA
Messenger RNA from Owenia fusiformis, 3629 nucleotides. The record is from the annotation of a GenBank genome assembly. NCBI's taxonomy places the organism in Eukaryota, Metazoa, Annelida, Polychaeta, Sabellida, Oweniidae.